GUUAUCAAAAACAAUAAUCACUAUAGAUGGACAUGGAAAAGAAAAGUGUGUAAGAUAACGGUGUUUCCCAAACUUGAAGUACAUUAAAAGUGCUUGGAGUGGACACUUAUUAGACCUCCGGGUUUGAUUCAAUGUUAUUUCAGUUAACAAAAGUAUGGCGCAGAUUACACACAGUAGUUGGAUUCAAGGAAUAAUAUUUCUUUCAUCCGUACAUUUUUUGUUAUGUGGAAAUUUUUGCUCCAGACAAAAACAAUACCAGUAUGGCACUAAGUCUUGUCCUGAGUGUUCAGAUACAAAACGUUACAAAGAGAUCCAUUGCUGCGAUAAAUGGAAAGGAUAUACCUGUGAUGUUCCCAUUUGUGAUCCUCCUUGUUACGGUGGCAAAACCUGCUAUGGUCCUGAUGUAUGUCGCUGUUCAAACAAAACCAUAGGAGGUGAAUGUUCUGGUCAUGCGUGUUUUCCACCAUGUCAGCAUGGCGGGGAAUGUUAUGGAUUAAAUAAAUGUUCUUGCCGACCAGGUUAUGCAGGCGAUUUCUGUGACGUUAAUCCAUCUGAUAUUAUAUUUGUGGUAGACGAAUCAGGUAGUGUUGGACAUGACGAUUUCCGUGUAACAAUGGAGUAUCUUGCCAAUGCUGUUAAUAGACUUCCUAUCAGAUACGACUUACUACGUAUUGGGUUGGCUUUAUUCAGUGGCUCUACUAGAAAAAGUUUUAAACUCGAUGAUCAUUUCACAAAAGAACAUGUAACAGACGCUAUAUUGAAAACAUAUUUUGGAAGUGGCGGAACAAAUAUUGAUGGUGCCCUUGGCUACACUUGUGAAGAUAUGUUCCAACUCACGACAGGAGAUCGACCUUAUGCACAGAAUAUUUUGGUGUUGAUAACUGAUGGACAGUCAUCUAGUGCAAACAAACCUGGAUUACAAAAAUGUAAAAGCAAAAACGUAACAAUAAUUGGGAUAGGAAUUGGGAGUAGCGUUGAUGAACAACAACUUAGAUCUUUGGUCUCUAAACCAGAGUAUUACUUUGACACAACCUAUGAUAACCUGGACACAACUUUGCCAAAACUUAUAAAAACUAUAACAGAUUUUUGUCCACCAGGCUGCAAAAAUGGCGGAACUUGCAUAUCUCGGGGAAAAUGUCAAUGUCCAGGUGGAUAUGCAGGUUUACUUUGUGAAACUAAGGUGACAUGCAUUCCAGAAUGUCAGAACAAUGGAACAUGUUACAAUACAAACCAAUGCCGAUGCCUUGUAGGUUAUAAAGGAGAUGUAUGUGAUAUUCCUAUAUGUAAUCCUGAAUGUAAGAAUAAUGGAACUUGUUAUGCAGCUGACAAAUGCUUAUGCGAAAAUGGAUACGACGGAGGUUUGUGUGAAGUCAAUUUGGCGGAAAUGGCUCCUGUGUAUACUCAAACCCAUGUGAAUGUAAUAGCAGGACUUUCCAAGAACCUUUUCGUUGCAAUAGUUGCAAGUUUAUGUUUUAUACUGCUUAUUGUUGUUGCUUUAUUCAUGUUUCUUUGGAGAACCGGAAGACUGCAACCAGUUAAACAAAGAGUUACUGCUGGCAUGCGAACUAUCAGAAAUACCAUCAGAGUACAUGACACAUCCAGUGGAAAUAACAGAGCUCAUAUGUCGGAUAACGAUGAUGAUAUAUAUUUUUAUGGUGCAAUGGAAACACAAGGACAAGAUGAGUGGAUAAUUUCAAGACAAGAUUUAUCUUUAGAAACAGAACUUGCACGUGGACGAUUUGCCAUAAUUUAUUUGGCUCAAUACUUCAAUCAUUAUGAAGUAAAAAAAGUUGUGGCGAAAACUUUAAAAGAUGAUCAGAAUGAAGAUAAUGUCAUUAAGAUGAAAGGAAAGAUUAAUUUUUAUGGGUCAAAAAUUGGACAUCACAAAAAUAUCUUGGAUUUUAUCGGUUCUGUCAACGAUGAUAUUCGUGGUCCUAUCAUGGUUUUAGAAUAUUGUUCUCAAGGAGUUCUGAGGGACUUUCUAGAAUCCGUCAGAUCAAACGUCACUGUGGAAUUAGAGGAAAGAUUGUUCCGAAUAACACUUGGUAUUUGUGAAGGAAUGGAUUAUUUAUCCUCUCAGCAGGUGGUUCAUAGGCGUUUAGCAGCACGGAAUGUGUUACUCAACGAUCAGUAUGUUCCGAAAAUUACAGGAUUUGGCCCUGACCCGGAAGCAGACGAAACAGGAGACACAAAAAAAUCAGAGAGAAUACCAAUUAAAUGGAUGGCUCCAGAAUGCAUGAAAACAACUAAAUAUGCAAAUGAGUUGAGUGACGUGUGGUCUUAUGGGAUUGUUAUGUGGGAAAUAUUUUCUCUUGGUGAAACACCAUACCCAGGCAUACAAAACACAGACGUCCCUAGUGUGGUCAAACGUGGCACUAAAAUGAAGAAGCCAGAACUAUGUGAUGAUGCGUUUUACAAAAUCAUGCUGAAGUGUUGGCACUAUGAUCCACGUAAACGUUCAGGAUUUGAACAAAUCAAGCAAGAAUUGACCAAGCUUUUUACAGAAGAAACUGGUGACGACGACUAUUACAUGUACUACAAAACAAACGAGGUCUGAUAAUUACCGGAGUCUGAAUAUCGUGUCAAGAUAUUUGUAGCAAACAAAAGCAUCAAUGAACAAAUAAUUAUACCAGUUAGCAAAAUGUUUAAUAUUUUGUUUUUAAAUUAAGCUUCUGUUUAAAAGCUUUUUACUUUUGUAUAAACUUGUAUUUUGAAAUUCGUUCAUUUAUUGUAUGAACGCUCAGAUCAUUCGACAGAACUGAUCGACAGAAAUGCGGUAAAUGAUAGUGUGAUAAAUGUUUUUAGAGACAUUCUUCUGAAAAGAAAAUUAUUUCCCAGUUUCAAAGUAUUUAUGUUUAAAAAAAAAGUAUAAAUUUAGAUACACCUUUUUGUGCGAGAUUUUCAUAUGUAGACUUACUUUAUUUUGUUGGAAUUAAUACCUUGCUUCAAAAAUUGCCAAUAAGUUACUGCUUCUCAAAAAAAAUCAAAAUCCUCAUCGUUUGUAUCGGUUUUAAUUAUUUGAAUCUGUACACAGGGAUUCCUCCUAGUAACAUCGUCAUGUGUUCUUAACUUUUGGGAACAUGUUUGGUAAAACAUUAUAAUUGCUAAAAUUUGUCUUUUUUAUUAGACAAUUAUCUGAUAUAUAAAGAAAUUAACAAAUGACAUGAAUUUUGCACAUAGUUCUUUUUUUAUAUUUUUUUUUUAUGUAAGCAUGCUUUUGCUUUGCUUUUCUUUUUCAUUUUAACUUUAAAGUUAUUGAUUUAAAUCAUAUUAAGAACUAUAACAUUUAUCAAGCAUUCAUUUUUUUUUUACCGGAACAGAAGAGUCAAGUUAGCAUAUAUAGUAACCAGUCCUGGUUUAUAUCGUCUGUCUUCUUCCGUUUGUUUUUAAAUCUUCAUGUUUUAAAAUUACGGGAUAUAUAUUAAACCAAAAUGUGACGAGUAUCAUUCUUGUGGUAUCUAGUUUAAACAUUAUGACCGACGACCCGGCCUUCAAAUAAACAUGGCAAACAUGUCUACAAUAAUAUUUAUACGGGUGAACUGUUUGUCUUAUCUUGAAAACUUCUAUAGAUGCUGAAAAUCCGAUAAAACAGGGAAUGUUCAAAUUUUAUGAUCUAUCAUCUGUCUAUUAAUAUCAAAACCAUCAUAUGACUUCAAUCAAGAGUAAUGUCCCAUAAUGAUAUAUUCAGCAUAUGCCAAAAAGUACAACAAAUUUUCUAAUGACGGUUAGAUAUAAAUAACAGGUAAGAAACAUUAAAAAAUACAAAAAAACACUAAUUUAAAACAUUACUUUUAAGAUUAGAAAAAAACAAAAAAUAGACGAAUUGAUACUUUGCAAAAUUGUGUUGAAGUAAAUAAAAAAUCAAAAAGAACAUGUAUUGCUCGCCUUCAUUGAAACAAUAGCCACUGUUUUGUAUAAUUAAUCAUUAAAGUGCGACAACUUGGUAAAGGACUUUCCCUUUUCAAUUUUCCUUUGAGUUCAGUGUUUUUGUGAUUUUACUUUUCCCAUAAAGAGUUAACAAAAAAAUUGAUAAUUUUGACGUAUUGGUACAUUUUAACCUGCAAAUUAUUUGGGUAUUUUUUUAAAAAGUUUUUAUCCAUGAUUGAUUAUUAGUUUUUAAAAUGUUUGGAAAAAUAAAGAUAAUAAUUAUAAAUCAGGACAAUGGCUAAAAAUAACGGUCUAAUUUAUCACAAAACAAUUUACGUAAAACGAUUUUGCAGACAAGAAACAACGACAGGCACUGAAUUACAGGCUCCUGACUUGGAAAAGAUGCAUACAACAUGGUGCCAUGUUAGAUUUUUGUGAGUGCUAACAUCACCCAUGGGGCGGUGUUAGAUAUGUUUGUUAGUGCUCAAACCUCCCCAGACCUGGAAAAAUGGUACACCAGUAUAAAAUAAAACAAACUAUAACAAGCAGCUGCAAAAGACUUACCUCAACAGAUAAAUUCAAAUACUAUCAUAUCGUCCUACAAAAAUAAUACAGUGUGGACGUGAUCAGUACUUAAACAUCCUCACAACAGAAAGCUAGUUCAAUGCUAAUAACAAAUAAUAAAAAAAAUCUCAUUUAUCUAGACUAAAAUAUCCAUCAGUGCAUAGCCAACAUAAAAUAGGUCACUAGCACAAUAUGUAAUUAAUAGGAGUUGUUGUAGAGAUUUUUAUCCUUACGUUUGCUAUUUUUUAUUAUUUAUUCAAUUAUUUUGUUUUGUGUUGAUGUAAUAACGUAUUAUUUGUCAAAAUUUCAUUUCAAUUAUGAACGUCUAUAUUAAAAGGUUUAUUUGUAAAUGUGCUUUUUGUAUUUUAUGAUUUUGAAUAAAUGAACUUGUUUUCCUCUA
Molecule: messenger RNA, 4831 nt
Organism: Mytilus trossulus (common blue mussel)
Lineage: Eukaryota; Metazoa; Mollusca; Bivalvia; Mytilida; Mytilidae
Product: proto-oncogene tyrosine-protein kinase receptor Ret-like
Exons: 18
Coding region: 155-2557 (800 amino acids)
Biological process (GO): multicellular organism development; cell surface receptor protein tyrosine kinase signaling pathway; protein phosphorylation
Cellular component (GO): plasma membrane; signaling receptor complex
Molecular function (GO): ATP binding; transmembrane receptor protein tyrosine kinase activity
Source: RefSeq, a predicted model, not a curated record